Suillus discolor is the source of this 368-nucleotide messenger RNA. RefSeq lists its product as uncharacterized. The transcript is spliced from 6 exons. The record is from RefSeq and is a predicted model, not a curated record. NCBI's taxonomy places the organism in Eukaryota, Fungi, Basidiomycota, Agaricomycetes, Boletales, Suillaceae. Bases 118 to 366 code for a protein of 82 amino acids.
ACUCUCGUCGGCCACGAAUCUCGGAGUGACAUUUGUCCAUUCCCGGCUAACGACUGAGAAACCAGCCCUCAAGACGCAAAAAAAUUCUAUGCCUUCCGCUUUUUGAUCUACAGUCUCAUGUCAGAACAAGAGAUCAUUGCUGGUCUCCGCUGGAAUAACUAUCUAUCUGUGCCAGUCAUUACUCUGAUGUCUUAUGAGUUAGGUUUCGCCCUGUCAAGGAAGUUUAUUUUAUUUUAUCUUGUUUGCUACCCUAGGUUCGAUAUUUCUGUCUUUUCCUGGCACUGCUUUGCGGCUUCUGGGGAGGGCUGUUGUAUAUACCUGAAUCACCGUAAGUCUCAAGUUCGUCUUAGAACCAGGUCCCAAUAGUU